AUGUCGCCUUCAACUGAAGAUGCUGCGUCGCCUUACGCUGCCCAAUGGACAAACUGUGGAUCUUCUCCUACAGAGGCACGGAAACGAGGGUGCAAAUUUGACAUUUUAAGCUUCGCAUGGCAACUUCCAGAGUGCUAUGAUGAUAAGAUAAUGGAAGACUUCUUGGCGGAGAAGGAAUGGGAAUUCUUCAAGUUUCCCAACAAGACGUCUCCAGUGACCAAAGAAACAGCUCUUACAGGAGAGCACACUCUGUUCGUUACAACCGAGUAUCAUCGUGUGCAUUGCAUGUAUAUGUGGCGACAGAUGCACCGAGCUUUUACCGUCAGAAAGUACAUUGACAGUCACUUGAACGACUGGCACCAUACCUUACACUGUCAUAAAGUUAUGCUGGGCGAACAAUUGCCCCCAGAGUCGAUUGGGGCAGCUGGGCAAGUCAAGUAUCCAGAGUGCUCUCCGGCCUUGUAG
Molecule: messenger RNA, 465 nt
Organism: Exserohilum turcica Et28A
Lineage: Eukaryota; Fungi; Ascomycota; Dothideomycetes; Pleosporales; Pleosporaceae
Exons: 1
Coding region: 1-465 (154 amino acids)
Source: RefSeq, a predicted model, not a curated record